Molecule: messenger RNA, 3485 nt
Organism: Hypoxylon fragiforme
Lineage: Eukaryota; Fungi; Ascomycota; Sordariomycetes; Xylariales; Hypoxylaceae
Exons: 1
Coding region: 279-3335 (1018 amino acids)
Molecular function (GO): microtubule binding
Source: RefSeq, a predicted model, not a curated record
UUAACGUGUGAAGAAAAAAAAAAAAACAAAAAAUCAAUUUUGGGGGAGUAAGAAGGGACAUGAAAGUUUGCUCACGAUAAACUCCUAAACUCUUGACCAUCAUCGCUUCCCGUCAUGGAGGACCGAAUCUAAAAGAAAAUUAUCAACACCCGUUUUUAUCUUACCUUUUACCGAUUCCGUGUCGACAGGUCAUAUUUGAACCAAGGCGGAUAUGAGAUGAUCAUUCGGACAACCGCAUCUCACACACGAUCCCGAAUACUAACCAACAGCAAACAACCAUGGCCGAAAAGCGCGUUUCUACGCCUAGCGGCUCGCGAAGCAUCUUCCGACGAUCGCUUCGCUCAUCUUCGCAAUCACCAACACGUCAUCAGCACCGCAUAGGCGAUGACCUCCUCUCCCAACUUUCCCCCACUACCGCCGUCGACUCCCUUCAAUCGCCCAUUGGAGCUUUAAAAACAUGUAUGGACCAAGUCUCGGCCUCCGAGCAGGCCUUUGCUAUGAGAACCGCGAUUGCUUCCAAAAAGAUACGCGACUGGCUCGAUGAGGUCACCGCUUGGUAUUGGCCUGACCACAGCAGCUCGGCUGGUUUCGAGAUGCCUCCUGCUAAGAGAAGGAAGGUCUCUGAGCCUGAGACACCAAGCCACGAUCGCAAGGGCAAACUUACAGAAUCUGACUCGUCCCCUGAUACAAACCAUUUCGGCAGUCUCUCCACCGCCGAUGUCGAGCGCUACGAGAUGCGAGUCGGCCAGAUACAACAGGAUUUGGAUGGCCUCGAUCUGGAAGAGAUCAAGAGCCAGGUCUUGCACAAUCAUAUCUUGCCAUUGUCGCGACCUGGCACCCCCUUUUCCGAUGCGGGCUGCUCCACAACUUCUGCAUCCAUGUUUUCCAGGAUGGAAGACUUGACGGCAGUCGUUACCGCUAUUACCGUGCAAGCCUUGCCUAAUCUGUCUAAAUUAUCGAGGUUACUACAUACAUGGAGUGUGCGACUGCUUGUCCUAAAGAAAGUUCCAUCCUUACUUACGAUGAUAACGGAUGCCGAAGUAGCCUUGCGUUCUGGUUGGAGGGCAAUCGACGCGGAUAGGCCUAACCCCUUCGAGCCGAAAAAGCUCGCGAACAAGUCGUGCAAUCUUUCCAGGAAGGAUUUUGAGGUCAUGAAGCAGGUCAUACAACAAAAGGUAGCUCAACCGGGGCGAGCGCUUGAUGCUAUGCUCGACUCUCUAGAAGGGUCUGUAGAUACUCUACCAGAUGAGUGGCUAGACCGCAUGGAAGAAAUUGAGCGAGACUACGCCGCGUGGGAAGCCAAUGCCGAACGAAAAGUUCGGCCGGGCGAGAGGACUGGCUUACUCGAAGCUUCUGCUAGGCGCGCAUCCAGUGUGCAACCGGAAACGCCCCGACCGAAGAUUCAGAUCCAGGGCCCGAGCCCAUCGAAGGAUCUACCGGAGUCAUCUAACAUUGACCAGUUUGCGUCACCUCCCGUGCCGACCAACGAUUCCCCGGAUUUCCACCCCGCUAGAGGUCCAGCCAUAACCAGACCUGAGCUUUUGAAGAAAGCACUUAGCACACCCUCUCCACGGGCCCCGGUGCAAGUCUUUCCCAACGAACCGAGAGCGAGACCAAAACCAACCUCCCAGGUAUCUAACCCGAUCACCCAUACACAACGUUUACGCCAGAUGGGCUCGAGGAGCUCGCUUAAGGACCUAAGCUUCAACUAUGACGGUUCAUACGACAAAAGACCUUCGACGGCCGCAGGAAAGGCUGUUGGAUUCAGGCCUGAGUCCCCACAUUUGCGUCUACCCAAAAAAUCCCGUAGCCAGCCUUAUCUGGGUACCAUGAACAAACGAGCAGCCGAGGCUGGCCGAACUAACGCGGUACUGCACGAAGUUAAUCAAAACGUCAUUCGUAAAACUCCCCAGGAACCGAAGAAACCCAAUACAAUUCGGAGAGAUUCGGUCAUAGAUGAUGAUGAGGAUGAUGAAUUCUCAGUUCUGGAACCCUCUGCUUUGGAGUCUGUGGAUGAAGAAGGGGAUGGCCUCGAUUUGCCCCCCGCCCGAUUCGUACAACACAGAGGCAGCAGGGAAUCCAUCGCAUCUACCGUUAUCCACGGUUCUCCUGGCGAUUUUCUCGAUAACUCCGAUAACGCACCUUUCCGAGAUGGCUCCAUGGAGCCAGACCUACCGCGUUUGCCCGAUCCCGACGAGCCGUUCUCCAGCGACGCACUCAGCCCACCCAGCUCUCCACCCCUACGAUACAAGACCCGCUCGACAUCAGUCACUUUUAAGGAUGCUCCCGAGAUCAAUAUGCUACCUGAAGCAGGUAGCACACCACCGCGAAGCCCUAUCGAAUCUUCGGCUCUCUUCGAUGACGACACAUACGAAUACGAGAGCCAGCUCGGUAGUCCGGGCCGCAUGAGCACGGCGAGCAACUUAAGCGAAGACGAGCACCUACAACAACAAAUUAGCGAGCUUCUGGAAUCUAUCCCUGCGAGAAUUCGGCUUAAGAGGACGCCUGGGAUUAACUUGAACCCGCCGGACUUUCAGCUUCCUACGCGGGGGAAGGCCAAACCAUCGGACACUACGCGUCGCAGUCAGUCUAGUCUGUCUUCGCGGGGUGGAACCCCAUCCUUUUCUCGCAGUGGAACUCCAUCAUUCAUGUUGGCACCAGCGAGGGAUCCUCGUUCCAAGUCGAAGGGUAGCGCAGGGAUCCGGGUCUACAAUCUGACUCGAUCUACGGGCGAAGCUCCUCUUAGACUACUCGUUCGUUGUGUCGGAGAGCAAGGAGAGAGAGUUAUGGUCCGAAUUGGUGGUGGAUGGGCUGACCUGGGAGAAUAUCUCCGAGAGUAUGCAUCGCAUCACAGUUCACGAUCUAAGGGUGAAGGGAAGGUGGAUAUUAAAGAUUUACCAACAUCUGCUUUACCUAAUUUAGGAUCAGCUCCAUCCAGCCGACCUAGUUCUGCUCUUGAAGCACCAGUUUCACCUCUUACCGUCCGGAAAACUAGAAGGAGUCAGGGCGAAGAAGGGGCAACGAGAUUUCCACCAAGAACACCAUUUUCUAAUGCCAGACCAGAGUCGGACACACCGUCUCCAGAGGCACCGGGCCGGUCACGUGCGUCGUCGCGUCUGGAUUGGGACGAGGAGGACAGCUCGCUGGGGCUAGCCGGGCCCAAGGGCAAGAAGGUGGACAUGAGUGACGAGAGCCGAGCCUGGGUUGAGAGUGUUAAGGAGAAAGUUCGUAUAGCUAGCGGCGAUCGACCUGCUCCACCAGAGCAACGACUUGACACGAAAUUUGGCGAAAUGGGUAGAGUUGGAGGUACGAAACGGCUGUUCAGGAAGAACUAGGGGUAUCUGUACGGUCCGUAACGAACUUUUGAUUUUUGUUCAAAAGGGGGAUUUCGCGUCUAGGCAGGCAAGGCAAAAAAAGCCAUGGCACGGCAAGGCAAGGCAGGCAUGCAGGCAGGCAGGAGAGAAGGAGUAUUUAGGUUGAUUGAA